GUUGGGCAAGGCUGGCGAGGACAAGCUCUCAUCUUGGGAGACGUUGCCUGAGAGGUUCAUUUUUCGCUGCGCACUUUUACCAGGAAGCGGGCUUCAUAAGAGGAGGGGUUAAUGGCCGCUCCAUGGUCGCCACAGCCAGAGGCUGUCGACGAGAUUGUGCAGCUGCUGAGCGUUCUCAACAACCCGGCGCAGGCGGAUCAGCAUGCUCAGGCGCAGCAGCAACUCGCGAUCUUCCAAGCGAACCCGCAGUUCGGCCUGUACCUCUCGCAUAUGAUGGCCUGUCCGUACCCGUCGGCGCAGGUGGACGAGAGGUUGAGACAGCUCGCGGGGCUGGUGCUCAAGAACCUCGUCAAGACCACCUUUAAGAGCUUGGAGCCCCAGGCGCAAGCCAUCAUCCGCGAGAGGGUGCUGCUGGGCGCGAGGGAUCCGUCGCAAGUUCUCAGGCACACGGCCGGGUCUGUGGUGACGACCGUCGUCAGCUCGACGCGGCUGUCGGAGUGGCCCGAACUGCUCCCGGCGCUGGUGGGCAUGCUGGAGAGCGAGGACCCGGGACUUGGCGACGGCGCCUUAAACACCUUGGUAAAGAUCUGCGAGGACUCGGCGAGAGAGCUGGAGUCGGAGGAGCUGGGGAGGCCGCUGAACCAGCUGGUGCCGAUGCUGCUGGCGCUCUUCUCGCACCCCAAGGACUCCUUCCGAGUGAUGGCCCUGACGUGUGUCAACAGCCUCAUCUCGCUCUCGCCCCAGGCGCUGCUACUCAACAUGGACGCCUACCUCGAGGGCCUGUCAAAAUUAGCUUCGGAUCCGUGUGCGUCUGCGAGAAAAGGGGUUUGCGAGGCCAUGGUCUUGCUCGUUGAGGUUAAUGUGGAGAUUAUCCUGCCCCGCAUGCAGGGCAUCUGCGAGUUUAUGCUAGUGGCACAACAAGAUCCGGAUCCUGAGGUCUCCACCGAGGCUGGCGAGUUCUGGAUGGCGGUUUGUGACAGAGGGGAAGGCUUGGAGGUGCUCAUCGAUAUGUUACCAAGGUUAAUUCCGGUGCUGGUGGCAUGCACGGUAUACUCGGCGGACCAGAUCGCGGAGUUCGAGUCGCUUCCUGCGGUGGACGAGCACAUCCCGGACGCUCCUGAGGACAUUCGGCCUAUGUUCCACCGCGCAAAGAGCGGGGGUGGUGGAGGUGGGGGCGGACUCGACGAUGAUGACGACGAUGACGGGAGCGAUGCGGACGGGGUGGCGGAGUGGCACCUGAGAAAAUGCGCCGCCGCCGCCCUGGACAGCCUGUCCACGUCCUUCGGCCCCGACCGUGUACUGCCUGCCCUGCUACCGGCGUUAGAGGAGAGACUCGCGAGUGCGGACGUGUGGCAGCGAGAGAGCGCCAUGCUUUCCCUUGGGGCGGCGUCGGAGGGAUGCCUGGAGGGGCUGGGCCCGCACCUCCCCGCCCUAUUCAGCUUCCUCAUUCAGCAGCAGAAGGCGGAGACCCCGCAGCUCAGAAGCAUCGCGUGCUGGGUCCUGGGGAGGUUCAUGAGGUGGAUCGUCGGGCAGGAGUCGGAGGAGCACUACCUGGUCCCUGUCCUGAGGGGGCUCAUCGAAAGGCUUCUCGACGGCAACAAAAAGGUGCAAGAGGCAGCGUGCUCCGCGUUGUCGGUGAUGGAGGAAGAGGUUGGCUACCGCUUGCAGGUCUACCUUGAUCCUAUCGUCAGGUGCUUUGCGGCGGCGUUGGCCAAGUACCAGACUCGAAGCCUGAUCGUACUGUACGACACCAUCGGUACCCUAGCCGACAACGCGGGAAACUGUCUCGCGCAGCCGGCCCUGAUGACCGUGUUGAUGCCUCCUCUCAUGCAGAGAUGGAAUCAGGUGGCGGACGACGACCGUACGCUCUUGCCGGCGCUGGAGUGCCUCGCUUCUAUCGUUAUCGCCGUAGGAGGCGCGUUAGACGCGUACAUCAUGCCCAUCUUUUCGCGAUGCCUCAAGCUGACGGAAAGCACACUCUUGGGACACGCUGCGGCGGACCAACCGGGGUACCAGACGGAACCUCCGGAAAAGGAGUUCAUGGUGUGCGCUCUCGAUCUCCUGAGCGGGAUGUCGGAGGGGCUUGGGGGCAGCUUCGGCUCUCUCCUCGCAUCGAGCAAUCUCUUGCAGUUGCUUUUGCAGUGCUGCGGGGAUGAGUCUGUGGAGGUGCGGCAGUCGGCGUUCGCCGUGGUGGGGGAGCUGGCGAAGUCGUGCAUGUCUCACCUCAAGCAGGCCCUGCCUCAGGAAAUAGUUCCCAAGGCGCUCGUUUAG
Messenger RNA from Ectocarpus sp. CCAP 1310/34, 2271 nucleotides. Lineage: Eukaryota; Phaeophyceae; Ectocarpales; Ectocarpaceae. The record is from the annotation of a GenBank genome assembly.